Messenger RNA from Otolemur garnettii (small-eared galago), 1358 nucleotides. It is a transcript of the gene SORD, whose product is annotated as sorbitol dehydrogenase. Gene Ontology annotation, molecular function: zinc ion binding; L-iditol 2-dehydrogenase (NAD+) activity. The coding region runs from base 72 to 1208 and encodes 378 amino acids. Gene Ontology annotation, biological process: D-sorbitol catabolic process. The transcript is spliced from 8 exons. The record is from RefSeq and is a predicted model, not a curated record. NCBI's taxonomy places the organism in Eukaryota, Metazoa, Chordata, Mammalia, Primates, Galagidae.
UUGGCGGGGCUGUCACCAGAGGCUCUGCAGGUCUCGCAGCCUCCAGACUAUACUAGGAGCGAAAGAGCGACAUGGCGGCGGCUACCAAGCUCGAGAACCUCUCCCUGGUGGUGCAUGGACCCGGGGACCUGCGCCUGGUAAAACGGGAAGAAGGAGGGAAACCACAGGGGUACCUCAGAGUGAUGGAGGGGUUGUUCCUUCCCUCACUGAUUUUCUUCUCUUUUCUCUUAUCAGAGGUGCUGCUGAAGAUGCAUUCUGUUGGAAUCUGCGGCUCAGAUGUCCACUACUGGCAGCAUGGUCGAAUUGGGGAUUUUGUUGUGAAAAAGCCCUUGGUGCUGGGGCAUGAAGCUUCGGGAACAGUCGUAAAAGUGGGAUCAUCAGUAAAGCACCUAAAACCAGGUGAUCGUGUGGCCAUUGAGCCUGGGGUUCCCCGAAAAAACGACGAAUUCUCCAAGAUUGGCCGGUACAACCUCUCGCCAUCCGUCUUCUUCUGUGCCACCCCUCCUGAUGAUGGAAAUCUCUGCCGGUUCUACAAGCACAACGCAGACUUCUGCUACAAGCUUCCUGACAAUGUCACCUAUGAGGAAGGGGCCCUGAUUGAGCCACUGUCUGUGGGAAUCCAUGCCUGCAAGCGAGGUGGAGUCACUCUGGGGAACAAGGUCCUUGUGUGUGGAGCUGGGCCAAUAGGGCUGGUCAAUUUGCUUGUGGCCAAAGCAAUGGGAGCAGCUCAAGUAGUGGUGACUGAUCUGUCUGCUUCUCGGUUGGCCAAAGCCAAGGAAGUGGGGGCUGAUUUAGUCCUCCAGGUCUCCAAGGAGAACCCUCAGGACACUGCCAGCAAAGUGGAAGGUCUGUUGGGGUGCAAGCCGGAAGUCACCAUUGAAUGCACCGGGGCGGAGGCCUCCAUCCAGACGGGCAUCUAUGCUACUCGUUCCGGUGGGACCCUGGUGCUUGUGGGGAUGGGCUCUGAGAUGGCCACUGUACCCCUUUUGCAUGCAGCCAUCCGGGAGGUGGAUAUCAAGGGCGUGUUUCGAUACUGCAACACGUGGCCAAUGGCGAUUUCAAUGCUUGCGUCCAAGUCUAUAAAUGUAAAGCCCUUAGUUACCCAUCGGUUUCCUUUGGAGAAAGCUCUGGAAGCUUUUGAAACAUCCAAAAAGGGGUUGGGCCUGAAAGUUAUGCUCAAGUGUGACCCCAAUGACCAAACUCUCUGAUGUUAAUUGGAUUCACCCUCACACCCCCACUCAGUACCUCUAGCCUUACAACUGGAGAAGGGCUAAAAGGCUGGGCCAGGGUAGGUGUGGGUUUUGAUGCUGAAGUUUCUUUUGAAUGGUGAGAAUAAUUAAAAUUAUUCUUUAAAAAUA